Molecule: messenger RNA, 324 nt
Organism: Rotaria sp. Silwood1
Lineage: Eukaryota; Metazoa; Rotifera; Eurotatoria; Philodinida; Philodinidae
Source: the annotation of a GenBank genome assembly
AUGCCUAAAGAAGAACGUUUACAACGUUGUAAAGAAUUUAAAGAAUUUAAAAAACGUAUUCUUGUUGCAACAGAUUUAAUUGGCUUUCAUAUGGAUUUUGCAGCAGUUAAUAUUGUAUUUAAUUAUGACAUGUCAGAAGAUGCUGAUACUUAUCUUCAUCAAGUUAUUGGUGCUGGUCGAUUUGGUACAAAAGGUUUAGCAAUAACAUUUGUUGCAGAUGAAAGUGAGACAAAAAUUUUGAAUGAAGUUGAAAGUCGUUUGGAAGUACAAAUUAGUGAAAUACCCGAUGAAAUUGAUGUAGCAACACACAUCGAAAAUCGUUAA